Fragaria vesca subsp. vesca is the source of this 2140-nucleotide messenger RNA. Its product is annotated as 3-phosphoinositide-dependent protein kinase 2-like. Bases 331 to 1818 code for a protein of 495 amino acids. The transcript has 11 exons. Lineage: Eukaryota; Viridiplantae; Streptophyta; Magnoliopsida; Rosales; Rosaceae. The record is from RefSeq and is a predicted model, not a curated record. Gene Ontology annotation, biological process: intracellular signal transduction; peptidyl-serine phosphorylation. Gene Ontology annotation, molecular function: protein serine/threonine kinase activity; ATP binding.
AUACAAAAACAACUAAUAUAACUCAACUCUCUCUCUAAACUCUUCUCUUUCCCAAUUACCCAAUUCCUCUCUACUUUCUAGGGUUUUGAAAUUGGAACCACCAAAGCUAAAGCUGCUCACCUCCUCACACAUAACCCAUUAACCCACAUUUCACACCAAGGAAUCCAAUUCUUCACCUUUUUCCUUUUCCCAGAGGAAAAAAAGAGUCUUUUCCCCCAAUUCAUGGUCUUUGUUCUUCCCCCAAGGAGAGAGAAACUGGGUUUUCUAGAGAGAGAAAGUGGGUGCUUUACUAUGUAGAUGAAUUGGGUGAGAGAUUAGAGAAAGAUAGAUAUGUUGGCAAUGGAGAAAGAUUUUGAUGCCAAGUUGAAGAUUCAGGGGAAUUCUUCUUCUAAUGGUGGAAAUGGUGGUGGUGCUAAUAGUACUGUUCAGAAAUCCAAGAGCUUUGCUUUCAGGGCUCCCCAGGAGAAUUUCACCAUCCAAGACUUUGAAUUGGGCAAGAUCUAUGGCGUUGGUUCCUAUUCAAAGGUUGUGAGAGCAAGGAAGAAGGAUACAGGAGUUGUCUACGCAUUAAAAAUCAUGGACAAAAAGUUCAUCACCAAAGAAAAUAAAACAGCUUAUGUGAAGCUGGAACGUAUUGUUCUUGAUCAGCUGGAUCAUCCAGGUGUUGUGCGGCUAUAUUUCACGUUUCAGGAUUCCUUUUCACUGUAUAUGGCACUGGAAUCCUGUGAAGGUGGAGAACUAUUUGAUCAGAUAACAAGGAAAGGUCGUCUGUCUGAGGAUGAAGCUCGCUUUUAUGCAGCCGAAGUUGUAGACGCACUAGAAUAUAUACACAGUAUGGGAUUGAUACAUAGAGAUAUAAAGCCAGAGAAUCUGUUACUUACAGCAGGGGGUCAUAUCAAGGUUGCUGAUUUUGGGAGUGUAAAGCCUAUGCAGGAUAGCCAAAUUACAGUCCUUCCAAAUGCAGCAUCAGAUGACAAGGCUUGCACAUUUGUUGGGACGGCUGCAUAUGUUCCUCCAGAAGUCCUGAAUUCUUCCCCGGCAACUUUUGGAAAUGACCUCUGGGCACUUGGCUGCACCUUGUACCAAAUGCUUUCAGGAACUUCUCCUUUCAAAGAUGCAAGUGAGUGGCUUAUUUUUCAAAGAAUUAUAGCAAGAGACUUAAGAUUUCCAAAUUAUUUCUCAGAUGAAGCCAAAGACCUCAUUGAUCGGUUAUUGGAUUUAGAUCCCAGUAGGAGGCCUGGUGCUGGACAUGAUGGUUAUGCUGCAUUGAAGAUGCACCCAUUCUUUAAGGGAGUUGACUGGAAAAACUUAAGAGCGCAAACCCCUCCAAAACUUGCCUUAGAGCCUGGGUCAGGUGAGGCUGAAGAUGUCCGUGAUAACUCAUGGAACCCUUCACAUAUUGGAGAUAGCGCAGCAAGACAAAAUGAAGGUAACAUCGGUUCAGCAUCAUCUUCUGAAGCAUCUGGUCAUGUAACUAGGCUAGCUUCGAUUGACUCCUUUGAUUCAAAAUGGCAACAAUUUCUUGAGCCUGGUGAAUCUGUUCUCAUGAUCUCAAUGGUGAAGAAAAUUCAAAAACUGACAAGCAAGAAGGUGCAGCUUAUUCUCACCAACAAGCCAAAGUUGAUAUAUGUUGAUCCUGCAAAGCUGAUGAUGAAAGGAAAUAUAAUUUGGUCUGACAAUUCUAAUGAUCUCAACGUCCAAGUUGCUAGUCCUUCACAAUUCAAAAUUGUUACGCCAAAAAAGGUACUGUCAUUUGAGGAUACAAAACAAAGAGCAUGGCAAUGGAAGAAGGCGAUCGAGGGGCUUCAAAAUAGGUGAAAUCUUCUCAUGGUUUUGACAGAUAUUCUUUCAAAAUUAUGGUAUUGGAGAGGAACAAGGAUACCACUGAUAAGAUUAAUGAAAGAGGUGCUGGGGUCUGCAGAUUCAUCAACUUCAAGGUGCAAAGCCCUGUCUUUCUGUUGAUGCCUAAAACUUGUAUGUGAAAAGGGUUUUUUCCACCCAUUUUCAUGCCUUGUAUGCAUAGUUUUGUACUAUGUGAGGUCCUAAUUGUAGGGUCUGUAAAGAGGGGCUGGGACAUUACUUGUUUAUUGUACUGAAAACUACCAUCCAUUAAUGAAAGUUUUAAGAUCUUCACAUUUGA